AUGAGUUCGGCGGGUGAGAAAAGGAAGUUACAAUUGAAUGAGUUAGAGGAACUUCAGAAUGAAUCGUACGAGCAUGCGAAAAUUUACAAAGACCGUACAAAGAAGUGGCAUGACAAGCACAUCUUGAAGAAGGAAUUUUAUGUGGGUCAAAGCGUUCUCCUCUACAACUCAUGGUUGAAACUUUUUCCUGGUAAACUUCGCUCUCGUUGGUCUGGGCCAUUCACGGUGUUAACCGUGUAUCCUUAUGGGACAGUUGAAAUCAAGAAUGAUCGUGAUGGUACAACGUUCAAAGUUAAUGGCCAUCGACUCAAACCAUAUGUGGCCACUGCAUUCCUUGAUGAGGAGACCACCGUCCUCCUCGAUGAUCCCAA
Messenger RNA from Prunus avium (sweet cherry), 371 nucleotides. The record is from RefSeq and is a predicted model, not a curated record. Lineage: Eukaryota; Viridiplantae; Streptophyta; Magnoliopsida; Rosales; Rosaceae.